AUGGUGAUCACCCCGGUCCCCAAGAAGGGCUCGACCCCGACGGAGGCCAGGAGGCGGCGGACGUCCCGCCCCCAAGGCCUGCCCUCUCCGGCGCUGUGCUGCGCCUGCGGCCUGUGCAUCAUGCUGGCGGGCAUGAACAUCACCCUGGUGGGGGCCUUCGCCUUCAGCACCCUGCUGCCGUCCGGGAACCCGCCCAUCAUCAUCGGCCCCAUCCUGCUGCUGGUGGCCUUCUCCUUCUUCGGGGCGUGCUGCGUGUGCAGCCGCCUGCCCCCCGCCCAGGGCUCGCUGCGGGCCAAGGUGGGCGGGGGCCGGGGGGCCGGGCUGAUGGGGGCCGGCGGGCUGGCCGGCGGCGCCACCUUCGAGAUCGAGACAAGCGAGCACACGCUGCAGGACACCACGGCGGUGCAGCUCAGCCCCACCUCCUCGCCGGGCUCCUCCCCCCGCGCCUCCAGCCCCGCGGAGGGGGAGGGCCCGGCCGACUGUAAGGUGUUCACCACCGAGGCGGACGGAGGGGGGGUGUCGUCCGACGCCGUCGCCGCCGCCUUCUACUCGGCGGCGGCGUCGUCGUCGUCGGGGGGGGGGGAGGUGAGGCUCAACCUGCCGCGGGAGGAGGCGUCGUAGAGGACGGACGCGGGCCGCCUCAAGGGGGAGGAGCCGGGGGAGGCUUGGAAAUCAACGGGUCGCUGGUGGAGGGACGGUCUCUGUAGGACAACACAGGUGUUAACAGCAUCAGCGUUCUUACUUAUGGGAUUUGUAUUUAUUUAUUCUUCCUUUAUGUCACAGUGUAGCACUAGCGUCAAGCUAUCUCAAUGAAACAUCCGAGUGUUUUGAUCUCUCUUGGUGUUGUUUUCUUUGAGCACUGUCCCCACAUGUCUAAGUAAGCCCUUCCAGCAGCAUGCAAUUGCAGAACGUGUCUUAAACCAUGCCAUGCAUUUCCCAUCAAUUGGCAAAAGAAACAAAACAAAGUCCCCAAGGGGAGUUCCAGGAGAACUGCUAGACGUAUGGCCUCGGACUACCCCGUUAAGUCACAUCGCCACUGAUUGGUUCAAAGAUUAGCUGCCAAGCCGCCGGUGAUGAAGACCUGAGCUGAAAGGCGUAGUGGUGACAUUUAGCUUUUUAGAUUUAGGAGGGAAGGGAGGGCGGGGGUGGGAGUCGCAGACAGUGAAAAUAACAGAAUAGGGUCACUGGGAUCUCAAAGCAAUAUUAUCCAACCAGACGUGAGCAUCGACAGAGAAGCUCGGAGCUGAAACCGAUGACAUUUAAAAGUUAUUCUUUUUAUGAACUCAUGCCAUGUGUCGUUCGAUGGGGUACAUUCGAUGUGUGUCCGAAUUCCUACAUAUAAAAUAGAUUGUGAAGCACGUUGUGGUGUGUGUAGGCUUACUAUGUUUUUGUUGUCACUGUGUCCAGGUUGGUCAUUGUGGAUUCCACUGUAUUUUCACUCAUGAAAGGCACACAUUUGAAUGUCACAUAACUAACUAUAUGUGCCACUUUUUGGAAUAUAUAUAUUUGAUGAAGACAUUGUAGCAGUUGGUGCCACAGCCCAUGUGUUAUUCUGACCGACAGAGAAACAGAUUCCCCAUCUAUAGCUCACUGUGUGUUCUACCAUUGCCAAUCUAUGAAGUACAUCCCUUUGUCACGUGUGCAUGGUGUGUAUCUCGCUAAUGCCCCCGGUGUAGUCGGGAAAAAACAAUGUUAAAGCCUUGGGACACUGGGAAAUGGGCACAGCCAUCCACCCAUCCGUCCAUCCAUCAAUACAUAUCGUGAGGAAGCAGAGCUUGAUUUGAGGGGCUGAGGGGGAGUGACAAGCAGGAGCUAAGUCCAAGACUAUACAGCAUGUGCGUGCCAAGCCAUGACAUCCAAUGUAGCGAUAGGAAGCCAGAUUCUGUGACUGAUGGCAUAUGCAGUAUCUGGACGCCUUUCUCUCGGAUGUUUCCUUAUCAGCUCAUAAGCCUGAUUGGCUAAGAAAAUAGACAUCCUAUGCCUGAUUUGCCUGUGAAAUGAAAAUUGCCUUAGAACUGAGAGAUCAGGAUAUCGAGGGCUAUAUUACCGGGUGUAAUGACAUUUUCACUCUCUGGCUCUGGUGUUUUCAGUCUUGCUGGGAUAAUGGCAGAUAUCGGAAGAUUAAUAUAAUGAUGGAGAAACAAUGCGAAAAGCAUGCAUUUUUUAAGCUCAGUAAUUGGACCAUUAGCUUUUGCCCAGCACCAGUGUCCUACUUCUCCAGUGUAGGAGUGGGAAAUAUACAAUGAAACUGUGCAAUUUAUGACUUUGUAUGUCGUCCUGCUAUGCUUAAUGAUUUACUGUGUAUUUUGUGUAUAUUGUAUAUUUUAUUACGUACAUCAAAGUGUCUGAAGAAACGACUGAAAGUUUCCAUAUUUUUGUGCAAAUUUCAAUUUGAAAAAAAAUAAGAAAAUAUUUCAAACAGUGUUAACCUUUUAAAAGAUCAAUAAAGCCUCUUACAGAUCA
Molecule: messenger RNA, 2463 nt
Organism: Gadus macrocephalus (Pacific cod)
Lineage: Eukaryota; Metazoa; Chordata; Actinopteri; Gadiformes; Gadidae
Gene: tmem275a
Product: transmembrane protein 275a
Exons: 1
Coding region: 1-621 (206 amino acids)
Source: RefSeq, a predicted model, not a curated record